Molecule: messenger RNA, 925 nt
Organism: Ostrea edulis (European flat oyster)
Lineage: Eukaryota; Metazoa; Mollusca; Bivalvia; Ostreida; Ostreidae
Exons: 2
Coding region: 1-915 (304 amino acids)
Source: RefSeq, a predicted model, not a curated record
AUGAUGCCCAAACUUCCCACCACACAAGAGGAAAUCAACCUCCAGGAUUCAUGGACGGAGACCUUUGCCCGUGAGAGAUUCCUGUUAUGUGACGACAGAGAUGAAGCAGGAAACAGAAUAAUUGUGUUUGCCACUGAUGCCAAUCUUCAGAGACUUUAUGUUGAUGGAACAGUUUUCCCUCUUGUGUUUGCCUUGCUUCCUAACAAGACUGAAGCAACUUACAGACGUCUGUUUUCCCUCUUGAAGACCGCAGUCAAUGAACGACAUUCUGUGUUGACACCUGAAUCCUGGACGAUCGAUUUUGAGGUGGCAGCCAGAAAUGCAGUGAAAGAUAACUUUCCAAACACAACCAUUCGCGGAUGCUUUUUCCACUACACUCAGUGCAUUAGGAGGAAAGUUCAAAACUGUGGCCUAACAACUGAGUUUAGAGAGAAUGAGGACUUCCAUCGCCUUGUGAGAAGAGCUGCCGUCCUCCCCCUGGUUCCAGAUCACCGUGUUGAAGAUGUGUGGUUCCAGGCCUUAGAGGAUAAUGAUGACAAUACCGAUGCCAUUAUGCGAUUCAAGGAUUAUGUGACAGAGACGUGGGUUGAGGGACAUUUUCAUCUUUGGAACCACUCUGAUCAUGACGGUCCAAGAACCACCAACGCAGUUGAGGGAUGGCACCACAAGUUUAACAGAAUGUGCAGACGUGCCCACCCAAAUAUCUUUGUGUUCGUAGAGAUGCUAAAAAAGGAAGAAGCUGCAAAUGAGGCAAAGAUCAUUCAGAUUACAGCAGGAGGUGUCGUGCGUCCCAAAAAGAGAAAAUACCGCCAGUUGGAUUCUCGUCUACAGCGUCUCAAGGACAGGAUGCGUCAAGGUCAAAUGGACAUAGUAGCAUAUGCGGAUGCAGCUUCCCAUCUAAUUCAUUUCGAGUGAACAGUGAUCA